Lindgomyces ingoldianus is the source of this 1227-nucleotide messenger RNA. RefSeq lists its product as uncharacterized. The record is from RefSeq and is a predicted model, not a curated record. The transcript has 13 exons. Lineage: Eukaryota; Fungi; Ascomycota; Dothideomycetes; Pleosporales; Lindgomycetaceae. Bases 1 to 1227 code for a protein of 408 amino acids.
AUGAAAGGUUAUAAUGGAGCGAAUGCUAUACUGCGUUCAACGCUUGAGGGAAACCACCACCAACCUGAUACCCAGAAAUUACGACACGUCUCAAACUCUGCAGUCGGUCGCUUCAAUUCGCUCACAACAAAGCCUCAGAGGGAGACGAAGACGGGAUCGCUCUUGCUGCCCGCAAGCGAUAACGCCAGAAGAUUCUGCACAGGUACCUACGCAAACCACAUAUCACUAGUAUAUCUAGCAGAAAAGAAGGAAUUUGAGGUCAAUAUAAACAAGAGUCCAGAGUACAAUUUUAGUUGGCGAAUGGGAAGGCGUUUCGCAAAUACCGGACGCCAGGAGGUAGAAGGCGCUUUCAUUUGUCACUUUAAUGUGUUCAGGACACUCGAAAUCCCAGAUCCCAUUGGCAUGGCCUUUCUCAGUGCAAACGAGACUCUCACCAACCAACUGAAAAUGCUCUUUGUGGAUUUCUGCUGUCCGUACAGCCGCGAAUCGGAUACUGGCUCUGAAAUUGCGCGAGACAACGGACACAAUGCAAUGCGGUAUAACCUUGGAUGCGAGGAACUCAUACUCGCUGACGGGUCGCUUGAAUACAACAGUGGCUACACUCAUGUCGAGGUUAAGCUUCUUCGGAGACGUAAUAAGCCGUUUCUUGAAUGGAAAUGGUUGGGAGGUGAAAGAUUAGAUGUCCUCCUGGAAGAAGAUCUUAUCGAUCGGUUCCAAAUCUUUCCUCAGGGGGCGUACGCUCUGUUAUUUGGCCCACGCUUCUUUAUACAGUCCGAGCUCUCUUCCCUAGGUGGAACAUAUUUCCUAGCUUGCGGGAACCUUGACCUUUCGAACUGGCAACAUGGAUGUUUCCUGGAGACUGGUGUCAAUCAAGAGUAUUGCGAGCGGAAGACAGCGAUCGCAUGGACUCUAGGUCUCAAAUCGGCUAGAAGGAAAGACUGUUUCGGCGAAGUGUUUGAGUAUCCCUUCUUCAUUUCAAUAUCUAGACAAGCUGAAUCAGCAAGAUCCUCCUACAGCGGGAAGUAUGCCGACUCAAUGUUCUCUUUGAAACUUCAUUAUCUGCUGGUUACGCAUCUUCCCAUCGGUAUUUUGCUAGGUGCUGAAUUGCCUAUUGCCUAUUCUGCAACUUUUCAAAGAUUGCAUUCACGGUCGGUUGUUGAUUCGGACGAGCAGGUAUUAGCCUUCCUUUUCGGAAGCUUGGAUGACAUAAUCAGGCGUCUCGCUUAG